UCCCACAGACAAUGGCGAGGAAGAACCCAUCAAUGGAGGUGGCGGUGGUGAUGCAUUUGCUGGUACUGGCCGCGUGGUGCGCAACCGCGGCGUCCUCGGCGAAGCCCAAGGUGUGCGACAAGGGGUGGGAGUGCAAGAACAGCGUGUACUGCUGCAACGAGACCAUCUCCGACUUCUUCCAGGUGUACCAGUUCGAGAACCUCUUCAGCAAGCGCAACACCCCCGUGGCGCAGGCCGUCGGAUUCUGGGACUACCACUCCUUCAUCACCGCCGCCGCCGUCUACCAGCCGCUCGGCUUCGGCACCACCGGCGGCAAGCAGACGCAGAUGGGGGAGGUCGCCGCCUUCCUCGGCCACGUCGGCAGCAAGACCUCGUGUGGGUACGGCGUCGCCACCGGCGGCCCGCUCGCCUGGGGCUUAUGCUACAAACGCGAGAUGAGCCCGAGCCAGUCCUACUGCGACGACAACUACCUCUACCCAUGCACUCCCGGAGUUGAUUACUACGGCCGCGGCGCGCUGCCCGUUUACUGGAACUACAACUACGGAACCAUCGGGGAUGGGCUGAAGGUUGAUCUCCUGAACCACCCGGAGUACCUUGAGCAGAACGCCACCCUCGCAUUCCAAGCUGCCAUCUACAGGUGGAUGACCCCGAUGAAGAAGAAGCAGCCAUCCGCCCAUGACGUGUUCGUGGGGAAAUGGAAGCCCACCAAGAACGAUACCCUGGCCAAAAGGCUGCCGGGCUUCGGAGCCACCAUGAACGUUCUCUACGGCGACCAGGUGUGCGGCCAGGGCCCAGUUGACGGCAUGAACAACAUUAUAUCGCAUUACCAGUAUUACCUCGACCUGAUGGGCGUCGGCCGCCAAUUCUCCAGCGAUAACUUGGACUGCGCCGAGCAAGAGGCAUUCAAUCCUUCUUCUACCUCCUCCAGUACCACUUAAUCGCCUGAAACUAUCCAUCGUUGCGACUGUGUGUAUUUUUCUUCCAAGUGCUGCAAAAAAGGAAGAAUUUGUAUGCACUAUAAAUCUCUAUAAAGGUAUCAAAUGGAGGGAUCUGUGAGCUAUGUAUUCGUUGCAAGUAAAUCUAUCGAUCAAAAGCUCAGUGUUAAUAA
Molecule: messenger RNA, 1108 nt
Organism: Musa acuminata subsp. malaccensis (wild Malaysian banana)
Lineage: Eukaryota; Viridiplantae; Streptophyta; Magnoliopsida; Zingiberales; Musaceae
Product: chitinase-like protein 1
Biological process (GO): carbohydrate metabolic process; chitin catabolic process; cell wall macromolecule catabolic process
Molecular function (GO): chitinase activity
Source: RefSeq, a predicted model, not a curated record